UCUCGGGCUCACAGACCGAGCAGCUGUCAGUGCACAGCGGAGAGUGUCACGACAAACGGGCUUUGAGGAAGGACGACGGCUUAAAAAUGCAGCUCAGCGACGACUUCUGUUGUUUACCACAUAGUCGAGUCAGCUCUCUGAACGUCAAAAUAUAUCGCUGAACAACGUUUUUUUUUGGUCCAUUACUGUCGGCUGAGUGUUUCUGCUCGGUUACUGUCAGACAGAACUAGUCCAGACAUGAGUACCGUCAAUCUGAUUUUUUGGGACCAGUUGCAGGCUGGCAGCUCCGACGUGGACUGGUGCGAAGGCAAUUACCUAAUUUACCCCAGCAUCGCCGAAUUUUACAACACGAUCAGCAACAUUUUGUUUUUUGUUUUGCCGCCCAUAUUAAUGUGCUUGUUCCGCCAAUAUGCAACACAUUUCAACAGUGGGAUUUACCUCAUAUGGAUUCUACUGGUUGUGGUCGGCAUCGGAUCGACGUACUUCCACGCCACGCUCAGCUUCCUGGGCCAGAUGCUGGACGAGCUGGCCAUCUUAUGGGUGCUCAUGUGCGCCAUCGCCAUGUGGUUCCCCAAGAGAUAUCUACCCAGGAUGUUCAGGAGGGAUCGGUCGCGGUUCAAAGUGGUCAUCGGCAUCUUGUCGGGGAUCACCACGGGGCUGGCCUUCGUGAAACCGGUCGUCAACUCGGUGUCCCUCAUGACGCUGGGCAUCCCCUGCACCGUUCUCCUCAUCACUGAGCUCAAAAGGUGUGAAAACCUACGAGUGUUCAAGCUGGGUCUGGUCUCGGGGAUCUGGUGGGCACUGGCUCUGCUUUGUUGGAUCAGUGACAGGAUAUUCUGUGAGAUGUGGUCAUCUGUCAAUUUCCCCUACUUGCACUGUGCUUGGCACAUCCUCAUUUGUCUGGCUUCCUACUUGGGCUGCGUCUGCUUCGCCUACUUUGACGUUGCGACCGAGGCCCCAGAGCGAGGGCCCGUCAUCAUGUUCUGGCCCAACGAGAAGUGGGCCUUCAUCGGCGUGCCCUACAUUUCCUUUCUCUGUGUCCAUAAGAAGUCUGCGGUCAAGGUGACUUAAGGCGCCCCCGACUCUGCUGGUUGCACUUUCUAACUCUUUCUCGUCACGGUGGGUUCAAACGAGCGCGCGGCUCACGUGUCUGGGCGAUGGACGUGAUGCACAUUUAGGCCAACGGGGAGGAUUUCUCUCUUCCUACUUUCUUCCCGGUUUCAUUACACGUCAGUGUUUAUGCAACUCUGUCAAAAAAAUCAAAAGGUGUUCGAAAUGAGUCCCAACAUGAUGCCAAAAGAGGGACUUUUCAAACGCCACAGUAUCAAAGCCAGGAAACCUGUACAGUGUUCCAAACCUAAUCUCAGGCUUUGCGUUAUGAUACCAUGUAAGUAUUAUGCACUUCUGGCUUAUUUUAAGUGGAAGAUUUUGUACAUUUUAUAGUAAGUUAAAAACAAAAAGAUUAUAGAGUAUUGUAUUGCCUAUAUAAAGACAAGUAUAGCAUCUCAUCGGUGCAGUCUGGUCACCAUUAAAGCAUGUUUAAAAACAAUAAGUCACUGGAUCCAUUAACUGUGAUUAAUGCAUAAUGCAUUACAGCUUCAUGUUACCCUGCUUAGCUCAUCAUUCUAUACUCAAUGAAUCAACAAGUCGGUUUACACAAUGUUACCGAAGUGUUACACAUGAAGCCUUAUGUGUUCUGGAUACAUGUUGGAUUCAGGCUGUUAGACCCGCCCCCUUUGUGGAAAGUCAUUUUUGCUUAAAACGCCGGAAUCGCGAGCUUCUUUCUGAAAUGGGUGUGCUAUGUUUUGCUGCCAGCAUGCCAAUGUGCUUUUUCAAGAUAGUAUAUAAGAAAUGUGUUUAAUGUACUCUGAGUGUAUAUAUAUAUAUAUAUAUAUAUAUAUAUAUAUAUAUAUAUAUAUAUAUAUAUAUGCCGCUAUUUUCAUUGGAGAAUCAUAUAGUUUGUAUAUUAUUGAAUUAAUAGGUACCUUUUUAAUAUUGGCCAAAACCCAAAGUAGAAAUAAACAGAACUGAAUGUUAAAAAUGUAUUGGAAAAAAAUGGACUUUUCAAGGAAAUGAUGACAUAUUUUGCACAAAAUUAAGAAUGGUUCUCAAUGCGUACCGCAAUGAUGAUUAUGUACUUAAAACUUUGCUUCCACCCUAGAGCUUUUAACGGUAAAGUUUUCCCAACUUAUUUCUUUUUACAUCCAAACAUUUCAACUCAGUGUUAUGUAUUUCAGGAUCCGUAUUUUAGAUGUUGUGCUAAAAAUAAUCAGAACUCUGAAAACUGUGCAAAAGGCCUUAAUCAAACCGGAUAACGAACUACAGAAGCAAACAAAGGUACACGGUGUUGUUGUGUAAUGUAUCUGAAGCUGUUUGUCCUCCGGGGAUAUGCAGUGUGAUGAAUGUGUUGGAUAACAAAAGGAAAUUAGGCCUCGGUCGUAGCAGGAGAACUUUUUUUUUUCACCACGUCUUCCGUGGUUUGAUUUUUUAUUUUUAUAAAAAUGAAUAGAAAUUGUGUGUAGAAUAUAAAAGGGAAGAAUAUUAGGUGUUGUGCAGCUAAACGCUAACCCUAAAAAAACAAGUUUCACCAAAGCUUUUCACCACAAACCAUUGUUUUAAAUGUACUUGCAAACUGCCUCAAGCUGCGUUAACUGGUAUUGUUUUACUCCUGUCCUCCUGCAGAGGCUUCUGGAGACUCAAUCUACUAAAAUAUCUAGUGCAUACAUGAAGGGUCAAGUAAAUAAUCAUGACUUAGUCUAGAAACUCGUGAAAAGUUAUGUUACUAUUUUGUUAAAUCCCCAAAAAAUAUAUGGUGUGUGUGUAUAUAUAUAUAUAUUUUCAAAGUGAUGUGUAGCCAAAUUUUGAGGGUGAAUGAUUUUUCUUAUGCAUAAUUACGACCUUUGUAUUGCCAAACUGGCAAGUUUUAUUUUUUUUAAUUGUGUUUAAUUUUGUGGAUAAUAUUGACAAUGUUGUCGUGCCCAGGGACACUGUCACACUUUCACUGUGCUGUAAAAGGUAUUGAAUCAUACAUCCGACCCACGAUGGUGGAUCGUUUGUGUAAAUCCCGCUCGGAUAAAAGAGGUUAUGUGAACAGCACAGCCUGCAAAAUGCUGCCCGCCGCUUCGCAUGAGGUAUGAUUAUGAUCGCAUAACAAUGAGUUGCCAUUUUUAUGAAAUAACCAGUGUAUAGAUUCUCAGUUUAUUUCCGCGUUCAUUGACAAGACAAAUUGCACAGAAAUAUUUAUUUUCAUAAUUUAUCCUGUUUUGUAGACAAAUAUUUGUAAUAGACUAUAUGUUAUCAGUGCAUUUUAUUGUAUGCGAUAAACUAAUACUCAAAAUGAAUGCUGGUUUUUAUUUGA
Molecule: messenger RNA, 3358 nt
Organism: Gasterosteus aculeatus aculeatus (three-spined stickleback)
Lineage: Eukaryota; Metazoa; Chordata; Actinopteri; Perciformes; Gasterosteidae
Gene: acer2
Product: alkaline ceramidase 2
Biological process (GO): sphingosine biosynthetic process; ceramide catabolic process
Cellular component (GO): Golgi membrane
Molecular function (GO): N-acylsphingosine amidohydrolase activity
Source: RefSeq, a predicted model, not a curated record